AUGCACUAUUCGGGAGUGGGCGUGGCCUGCCUGCAACCUGAUUUUCUGGUGGUCGUUCGCCAUGUUGCUUGGAAUUCCACCUCACUUUUAUCCAACAAACGUCAUGUCUCCAAGCCUGAUUCAAAGCUGGGUUCUGACUGCUCCCCUGCCUCACAUCACAUCUCUGUGAUGUUGGAAGUGCCCUCAGGAGCAGGUAAGGGAAUGCCAAAAAACGGCAGUGAAAUGAACAUUGACAAAGGUCUUUACUCCCACCAACUGUAUGUGCUGCGCCAUGAGGCAAUGAAGCGUCUCCAGUCAUCCAGUGUGCUGAUGUCAGGCCCUUAGGGCCUGGGUGUGGAGAUUGCCAAGAACAUCAUCCUUGGUGAGGUCAAGUCUGUCACCCUGCAUGACCAGGGUACUGCUUAGUGGGCUGACCUCUCCUCCCAGUUUUUCCUAGGGGAGGAAGACAUUGGUAGAAAUCAAACCGAGGUAUCACAUCCUUGCCUUGCUGAGCUCAACAGCUAUGUGAGUGUCAGCACCUACACUGGACCCUUUGUUGAAGACUUACUUAGUGGUUUCCACGUGUUGGUUCUUACCAACACCCCUUUGGAGGACCAGCUGCAAGUCGGUGAGUUCUGUCACAGCCAUGGAAUCAAGCUGGUGGUGGGAGACACUCAGGGCCUGUUUGGACAACUCUUUUGUGACUUUGGAGAGGAAAUGAUCCUCAUGGAUUCCAAUGGGGAACAACCACUUAGUGCUGUGGUUUCUAUAAUCACCAAGGACAGCCCUGGCAUUGUCACCUGCCUGGAUGAGGCCCGACAUGGGUUUGAGAGUGGUGAUUUUAUCUCCUUCACUGAAGUCCAGGGCAUAAAUGAACUGAAUGACGCCUGCCCCAUGGAGAUCAAAGUGCUGGGUCCCUACACUUUUAGUAUCUGUGAUACCUCUAGUUUCUCUGACUACAUCCAUGGAGGCAUCGUCAGUCAGGUCCAAGUGUCUAAGAAGAUCAGUUUUAAAUCCUUGCUAGCCUCACUGGCAGAGCCCAACUUUGUGGUAACAGACCUUGCUAAGAAUUCUCUCCCUGCCCAGCUACACAUUGGCUUCCAGGCCCCUCAGUUCUGUACUCAACAUAGUCAGCCACCUUGGCCCCACAGUGAGGAGGAUGCAGCAGAACUGGUGACCCUAGCACAGGCUGUGAAUGCUCAAGCUCUGCCAGUAGUGCAGCAGGACAACCUGGAUGAGGACCUCAUCUGGAAGCUGGCAUAUGUGGCUGCUGGUGAUGUGGCACCCAUAAAUACCUUCAUUGGGGGUCUGGCUGCCCAAGAGGUCAUGAAGGCCUGCUCUGGGAAGUUUAUGCCCAUCAUGCAGUGGCUAUACUUUGAUGCCCUUGAGUGUCUUCCUGAGAACAAAGUGCCCUUUAUGGAAGACACGUGCUUUCUGCACCAGAAUCGUUACAACGGGCAGGUAGCCAUAUUUGGCUCAGAUGUACAAGAGAAGCUGGACAAGCAGAAGUACUUCCUUGUGGGUGCAGGGGCCAUUGGCUGUGAGCUGCUCAAGAACUUCACCAUGAUUGGGCUAGGCUGUGGGGAGGGUAGGGAAAUCACAGUUACAGAUAUGGACACCAUUGAGAAAUCCAAUCUGAACCGACAGUUUCUUUUCCGGCCCUAAGAUAUCAUGAAAUUAAAGUCGGAUACAGUUGCUGCAGCUGUGCAUCAAAUAAAUCCAAAUAUCAGUGUGGUAAGCCACCAGAACCGUGUGGGCCCUGACACAGAGCACAUCUAUGAUGAUAACUUCUUCCAAAAGCUGGAUGGUAUGGCCAAUGCCCUAGACAAUGUGGAUACCCGCUUGUAUGUGGGCCGCUGCUGUGUGUACUACUGAAAGCCGCUGCUGGAGUCAGGCACACUGGGCACCAAGGGCAAUGUGCACUUGGUUAUUCCCUUCCUGACACAGUCUUAUGGCUCCAGCCAUGAUCCACCUGAGAGGUCGAUUCCUAUCUGCACGUUGAAGAACUUCCCCAAUUCCAUGAAGCACACCCUGCAGUGGGCUCGGGAUGAGUUUGAAGGCCUCUUCAAGAAGCCAGCAGAAGUUGUCAACCGGUACCUCAUAGACCCUAAGUUUGUGGAGCAGACGCUGUGGCUGGCAGGUGCCCAGCCAUUAGAGGUACUGGAGGUGGUGCAGCGCAGCUUGGUGCUGCAGCGACCACAGAUGUGGGCUGACUGGGUGACCUGGGCCUUCCAUCACUGGCACACAGAGUACUCUGACAACAUCCAGUAGCUGCUAUACAAUUUUCCUCCCGACCAGCUCACAAGCUUGGGAGCCCCGUUCUGGUCUGGUCCCAAAUGCUGUCCACAUCCACUCAUUUUUGAUGUUGACAACCCUUUGCAUCUGGACUACGUGAUGGCAGCUGCCAACCUAUUUGCCCAAACUUAUGGGUUGAUGGGCUCUCAGGACCGAGCUGCGGUGGCCACACUCCUGCAGUCUUUGCAGGUCUCUGAGUUCAUCCCCAAGUCUGGUGUCAAGAUCCAUGCUUCUGACCAGGAGAUGCACAGUGCCAGUGCCUCUGUUGUUGACUGCUACCUAGAGGAGCUCAAGGUCAUGCUUCCCAGACCAGACAAGCUCUCUGGGUUCAAGAUGUAUCCUAUCGACUUUGAGAAAGAUGAUGACAUCAACUUUCAUAUGGAUUUUAUUAUGGCUGCAUCCAACCUCCAGACAGAGAACUAUGACAUUCACCCUGCAGACCAACAUAAAGGCAAGCUCGUUGCUGGGAAGAUCAUCCCAUCUAUUAUGACAACCACAGCAGCUGUGGUUAGCCUUGUGUGUCUGGAGCUGGACAAGGUGGUGCAGGGACACCAACAGCUUGAGUCCUACAAGAACACAUUCAUCAACUUGGCUCUGCCCUUCUUCAGUUUUUCUGAGUCCCUUGCCCCACCCCAUCACCAGUACUAUGACCAAGAGUGGACGUUGUGGGAUCACUUUGAUGUACAAGGAAUGAUGCCUAAUGAUGAGGAAAUGACCCUCAAGCAGUUCUUAGACUAUUUUAAGACGGAACACAAAUUAGAGAUCACCAUGCUGUCCCAUGGCCUGACCAUGCUUUAUUCCUUCUUCAUGUGACCUUCCAAGCUUAAGAAAUGGCUAAUGACAGAGAUUGUAAGCUAUGUGUCUAAGCAAAAACUGGGCUGCCAUGUGUGGGCCCUGGUGUUUGAGCUGUGUUGCAGUGAUGAGAGUUGUAAAGACUUCGAAUUCCCUUAUGUACAAUACAUCAUCCACUUAUCCCUGGCUGCCCCUUUACUCCAGCACCCAUCAGGCUACUUCCAGAUUUCUUCUUGUGACAAAAGCUGA
Messenger RNA from Galeopterus variegatus (Sunda flying lemur), 3315 nucleotides. Its product is annotated as ubiquitin-like modifier-activating enzyme 1. Gene Ontology annotation, biological process: protein sumoylation. The record is from RefSeq and is a predicted model, not a curated record. Gene Ontology annotation, cellular component: SUMO activating enzyme complex; cytoplasm. Gene Ontology annotation, molecular function: SUMO activating enzyme activity. Lineage: Eukaryota; Metazoa; Chordata; Mammalia; Dermoptera; Cynocephalidae.